UAUAAACAAUACUCCACAAACACCCGAGGUUGAAGAUACUUAGCACAUUGGUAAGAAUGAGUGGGGAGGUCAUUUAACGCAGCAUUUGAAUGGACCAAGGAUCUUCCAAAUAAAAAAAAAAAUAUGUUUUUAAAUGAUACAUGCUUUACAAAGGAAUUAGUUUGAUUAAACAUGUUGAGCCUGAUCGUUGGUGCAGCCGUUUUUGCGGCGACUGUUAUCGCGUGGAUUUUGGUGUAUAGGGAGAAAGUGAAAUAUGUGAAGAAAUAUCCAGGACCAAAGCCGAAUAUUAUUUUUGGUACCACCCUCGAUUGCGUAGAAGACAAAUUCAUGGAAGUGCUACUUCAUUACAACAAAACCUACGGACGUAUAGUUAAAAUACAAAUAGGCCCAUUCAAACAAGGAUUAAUUAUUAGCGAUCACAAGUUUCUGGAGUUCAUAAUGAGCUCAAGGAAAACCAUCGAAAAGUCCACACAGUAUAGAUUCUUACACAAUUGGUUGGGAAGUGGACUUUUAACUGCAGGAGGUGACAAGUGGAUGAAGCGUAGGAAGAUGUUGACACCUGCGUUUCAUUUCUCUAUUUUGGAGCAAUUUAUCGAAGUGUUCGACUCCGUUGGAAAUGUCUUCAUUGAGCGUAUUGGACAAGAAAAGGGGAAGUUCGAUAUUUAUCCUUAUGUUACCCUUUGCACCCUCGAUGUGAUUUGUGAAGCGACAAUGGGAGUGCCUGUAAACGCCCAAAAGCAAAACGACAGUGAAUAUGUGAGAAGCGUAAAAGCCAUGUGUCGCAUUGUGGUGAAGAGGCUGUUCUCGGCGGUCAAAAACAGCGACUUCCUUUACAGCUUCACCAAAGACUGUGCCAAAGAACAGAAGUCGCUGAAAGUGCUACAUUCCUUUACCGAGUCGGUGAUAGAUCAAAGAAUCAAGCAGCAGUGUCAAGGAGACCCCGAUGAGAAUAAGAAUGUGGACGGAAUCGGCAAGAAGAAGAAGCUAGCUUUCCUCGAUCUGCUGUUGCAAUGCAAAGUUGAUGGAAAACCUUUGACCAGAAGAGAAUUAAGGGAAGAAGUCGACACUUUCAUGUUUGAGGGCCAUGACACAACAGGAUCAGCCAUAACAUUUAUAUUAUACUGUUUGUCAAUAAAUCCUGAUGUUCAACAAAAAGUAUUCGAUGAACAGGUCGACAUAUUUGGAAGUGGCAACAACAAAGAUGAGAAAGUUACUUACACCAGCAUUCAAGAGAUGAAAUAUUUGGAAUUGGUGAUUAAAGAAACUCUACGAUUAUACCCAUCUGUACCGUUUAUAGGGAGGGAACUGCUCGAAGACAUUGAAUACAAUGGCAGUAUUUUACCAAAGGGUUUAUCUCUUGGACUUUUCUCUUAUGCUUCACAUAGAGAUCCUGAGUACUUUCCGGAGCCAGAGAAGUUUAAACCUGAAAGAUGGGAGGAAUGGGACGCUAAAUAUAACUAUGCGUAUUUUCCAUUCAGUGCAGGACCCAGAAAUUGUAUAGGUCAAAAAUUUGCAAUGAUGGAAAUGAAGAGUAUUGUAUCUAAAGUUGUCAGAUCGUUUGAGAUAUUGCCCGUGCCGGAACAUGAACUGCAAUUAAAUAUUGAAACUAUAUUGAUUUCCAAAUCAGGAGUAUAUGUUUCUUUAAAGCCAAGGAAUUAUUCAUAGAUAGUUUUAAUUUAAGAUUGUACAUAACAUUUAUAUAAAUUUAUUUUUGUAUAUAAAUUAAAAAAGAAAUACAGGACUGUUGUUUUCU
Aethina tumida (small hive beetle) is the source of this 1753-nucleotide messenger RNA. Its product is annotated as cytochrome P450 4d2. The transcript is spliced from 7 exons. The coding region runs from base 172 to 1665 and encodes 497 amino acids. Gene Ontology annotation, molecular function: iron ion binding; heme binding; monooxygenase activity. The record is from RefSeq and is a predicted model, not a curated record. NCBI's taxonomy places the organism in Eukaryota, Metazoa, Arthropoda, Insecta, Coleoptera, Nitidulidae.